CAGAAAAACCCCUACAAACAACGAUGUGGUCUGUUCUACGCGCCGGAGCUCUCUCAUCUUCGUCUUCCCACAUCACUAACCAGUUCAGAAACCUCUCAUCUUCUUCAUCGAUCGUCGCUCGCGGUUUCUCCUCUUCCGCCAUUGAUGGAGACGAUAGCAACACCAUUACGAAGGAAAGCGAGAUGCUGAGUCUGUCGGAAGUUCAGAAAAUCCUCGCCGAUGUCGGCGCCGACGACGUCAAAGUUAUCCCGGCUCCCACUCGCUGCGAGUUCACCGAUUACAUGGUCAUCGCCACCGGCCGAUCUCCCUGGCACGUGCGCAAUAUCUCUCAAGCCCUAGUUUGGCAAGUUAAGCAGAAGCAGAGAGGAGCAAAAAGGAUGUUGCUGCCUACUGUGGUGGGGGAAGAGGGAGGGAAGUGGAUUGUCGUCGACUCUGGUCCGCUGAUCAUUCACGCUGUAGAUGAAAAGGCGAGAGCUUAUUACAACUUUGAGGGUCUUUGGAAUAAGAACACAUCGGACACAGAAGAAAUUCCGGAUUUCGCGAAGGCAUUCGUCAAGGUUCGUCGGAAGAAUAACUCCAAGAAACGACCACAGGCACAACGAUAGGUUUAGAGGCUUCACUUAAUAGAGACAUUAUUCUUCACUCCAAUAAAUUUACGUAGAGCCAUUGGAUUUGGAGGAUCGGGUUUUAGUGGUUUCCAUUGAUUUAUGUUUUGGUUAAAAGUUUGCUGAAUUGAAAACAUUAUUGAGUAACGCUAAAUCUUUCCGUAACCGGUAGAAUGUUCGAUGCUUGAGCUGGUUUUUUCAUGUCUGAUAAGAUGGUUAUUAGCUAGAAUAAAUGAUUGAAGAGAAAUCUUCCAUUUUUGUUUUCUU
Messenger RNA from Erythranthe guttata (spotted monkey flower), 872 nucleotides. RefSeq names its product Lojap-related protein. Gene Ontology annotation, biological process: negative regulation of ribosome biogenesis; negative regulation of translation. Gene Ontology annotation, molecular function: ribosomal large subunit binding. NCBI's taxonomy places the organism in Eukaryota, Viridiplantae, Streptophyta, Magnoliopsida, Lamiales, Phrymaceae. The record is from RefSeq and is a predicted model, not a curated record.